Drosophila suzukii is the source of this 1545-nucleotide messenger RNA. The record is from RefSeq and is a predicted model, not a curated record. NCBI's taxonomy places the organism in Eukaryota, Metazoa, Arthropoda, Insecta, Diptera, Drosophilidae.
UUAAUAAUUUCAUGUUUAAAUCUUUAAGAGGUUAUUUAGAAAAGUCAAAAGUCAGUUGAAUACUUAAAUACCUUAGUAAACACCUGUUAUCAAGAAAGUUAUUACAUCAGCGUUCGUUUUGCUAUUACAUUAAAAAGCACGUUUUACUCCCAUUAAUUUUUUUAAAUGCCACAUUGUACGCUUUACGCUAAAUUAAUUUGUGGCGGAACCUUUUCUUGCUUAUACAAAUUUUUUACAAAAAUAAAUAAAAAAUUAUAUAUGAACUGAAAAACUCGACAGCACAAUUAUUUUACCAUAAAGAGUGUUCACUGUAAUUUUAUUUUUCCUCUUUCCCAUGCUGCCGGACUUCCAAGUGACAGAGUAGCCAGACCGUGAAGGAUAAGAACCGUUAGAUUUAUACAGACGCAUAAAAAUAAAGAGAUUUCAACAAACUUUGGAAAGAAACAAUACUUCUUUAUUAUGUUUCGAGUCCAUUGCAACCAGUGCUUUCGUAGGCGCGACCUUGAGCCAUCGGUGAUCUUCCACAUGACUCGAUGCCAGCACGUCUUUUGCAACUCCUGUUUUAACGAACUUUCGGCAGAAAACAAGUGUAUAAUCUGUAAGAGGGAACUCAAGGCUGUGCCGAUCUCUCGCGAAAUGCCACGUACUGUUGGCAAUUACUUUGAGGACCCGCUCCGAUUCCUGGAGCUCUACCGCAAGGUCAGCAAGUUCCAAAACGAGCAGCGUACUUUUGACAACCUGGGAUUCUAUCGUCGGAUGCAGAAGCACGAGAAACAUAAGCUCCAGCUGGAGGGAUACUGCAAGCUGGAGGCUCAGCUCAACCAGAAGAUUCAAAAGGAGAAGAAAUGCAUAGAGGAUAUGCGCACCUACAUCAAGUACUACGAGGACGCAGCCGAAAAGAAGCGACGGCCCAGUAUUGAAAAGAAAUCCCAUGCCUCGGAAAUAAAAACAACCUGGGGCAACCAGUCACAUCGUCCCCGCCCAAGGACACCCUCAGUAACCACAUCCGAACACACCCAGUCGGACGAGUACAUGACAACCUUCUUUCUGGACUCGGACGAGGAGGAGAAUCAAACUCGUCCAUCCGGCGAGAAAACAUUUCAUCUAUAAGGAUUCUCUAUCUUCCGAUCUCUUUACCUCUGUUUCUCAUAAGCUUUAGGCAAUCUAAAUAAUCAAAGGCCGAUUAUAGCAUUUAACUAUUAACUAUUGAAAAGGAAAACCAGAAACUGUACUAGCAGAAUAGGAUAUUUUAUGUUUCAUUAACAGUUUUACAUAUAAUCUGUAAUUAAGAUCUAAGAAAUUAAGAUCUUAACCAUAAAAUCUUAAGCAUACUACCAAGUAUAUAUUUCCACCAAGAGAGCUUCUUCUAAAGAUCAUCGAGAUUAUAAUAUUAAACAUCAAACCAAAACAAUCUUUAUGCUAAUCUUAGAGUGGGCAUCACAAUCAUCUUGAGCUGUGGAAAAUUUCACGGAGUAAGGCACUCGAAAGUAUUUUAGUCUUCUUGUGGGAUCGAACGUAUUAUUUAGAGGUCUAAUCCAAGUGGGG